Messenger RNA from Amyelois transitella, 1278 nucleotides. RefSeq names its product ATP synthase mitochondrial F1 complex assembly factor 2. The transcript has 6 exons. NCBI's taxonomy places the organism in Eukaryota, Metazoa, Arthropoda, Insecta, Lepidoptera, Pyralidae. The coding region runs from base 130 to 960 and encodes 276 amino acids. The record is from RefSeq and is a predicted model, not a curated record. Gene Ontology annotation, cellular component: mitochondrion. Gene Ontology annotation, biological process: mitochondrial proton-transporting ATP synthase complex assembly.
GCUGUCGUUGCGGGAAAAUAGACAAUAUAAAAAAACCGAAGAGAAGAGGCCGAAUUUUAAUUCAUUUUCAGUUAUUAUCAAUUUGUUCCUCUUUUAUAUUCGUUUACAGAAAAUUGUGAUUUCGAUAUUAUGAUACCCUUAUCGACAUUACUGAUAAAUAGUUUAAAAACUAAAUGUACGAACUGUUUUCAAUUCCAAAGAUAUGCGACACGUAAAAGAUUUUAUCGUAAUACAGGCAUAAUACAAAAUGAACAAAAUUGGGAAGUAACGCUUGACCAUAGAAGGUUAAAAACUCCCAAUGGAAAAGUGUUGCUGGUUAACAGUGAACCUUUGGCUCGGGCCAUUGCAGCUGAGUGGGAUUCUCAAAAAGAAUACAUAGCACUGCCUGUGAUGCAUCUGACAGCUCUGUGCAACACUGCCUUGGAUAACCCUGGAAAAUUGACCUCACAUGAUAUAACAAGUUAUUUACUAGACUAUCUGCCCACAGACACUCUUCUGUUUCACUCUGAUGAAGAGGAAGAGUUGCGUGUUUUACAAGAGCAAAAAUGGGGUCCUAUAUUAGAAUGGUUCCAAGAGAGAUUCAAUGUGAAACAAGAGGUGUCCCGAGGUCUCACACCACCCCCUGUAUCUACCGAGACCCGAGCUGUUCUGGCAAGGCACUUUCUGUCAUAUAGUUUCCCAGCUAUUAAUGCUAUAUACUUUGGGACUGAAGCAUUAAAGUCGCCAAUAUUGAUGUUGGCAUGUGUGGAACGACGCUUAGAUCCAAAAGAUGCGGUACUGCUCGCGCGACUGGAAGAAGAAUAUCAGCUCAUCCGCUGGGGUCGCGUUCCGUGGGCGCAUGAGCUGAACCAAGCAGAGUUGACGGCUCGCGUGGCGGCUUCGCUGUUGGUCGUACAAUGCACCGCCGAGCGGCACUCCUCCGCCAAGAAGACGCCGCCUGGGGAAUUCGCACCACAAUAAACCUAAAUUAGAUGAUUUUUACACGAAAAUAUAACCAACAUUGAAAAUUAACUUAAAAAAAGUUGGUUAUAUUUUCAUGGAUCGUUAUUUUUCAAACUCCAAUGGCAUAAAUAGUCUGUGUCUCGAGAUUUAUCUCUGUACCAUAUUUCAUCCAAAUCAAUUAUUCUACACAUGUAUGAGAGUAUGAAUUCUAAGGUCUUUUGAGCAUGAUUUUUAUUUAUACUUUAGUGCCUGUUACUAUGUUCAUAAGAAUGUUUGAUGUUGUACAUAAUCAUUGUAAAUAUAUGAAGAAUCAAAUAUAUAUGAGUUGUAUCUAAA